Molecule: messenger RNA, 3166 nt
Organism: Manihot esculenta (cassava)
Lineage: Eukaryota; Viridiplantae; Streptophyta; Magnoliopsida; Malpighiales; Euphorbiaceae
Product: receptor-like protein EIX2
Exons: 1
Coding region: 122-2887 (921 amino acids)
Molecular function (GO): protein binding
Source: RefSeq, a predicted model, not a curated record
GCUUCGAAACUAACUACUCUUCAAUGGUCAGUGAAGGAAUUUUCCAGUGAACUUACAAUUAUACAAUUAUAUAAUUGUAAGGAAUUUUGCAGUAAACUUACAAUUAUACAAUUGCUAGAGCAUGGUGAUAACGCACAAGAGAUCCCUUCAUCAUGUUUCUGUGCUUGUUACUGUGGUCCAGUUUUUAGUGCAUAUCAAUCAUGGAUGCAUAGAAAGGGAGAGACUCGCACUCCUUAGUAUCAAACACGACCUCAUUGACGACUAUGGUGUUCUUUCUUCUUGGGGCAUCGAAGAAGACAAAGGAGAUUGCUGCAAAUGGACAGGCAUCUCUUGCAGCAAUCGAACUGGUCACAUUACAAUGCUUGAUCUUCGAUUUGGUUUGCUGAAAGGUAAGAUAAGCCAUUCCUUGCUUGAACUGAGACAUCUUACUCACUUGGACUUGAGUUUCAAUAAUUUUGGUGGUACUCACUUCCCAGCUGAUAAUAAUUGUUCCCUCUCCGAGUUGAGAUACUUGGAUCUCUAUCACGCUAAUUUUUCUGGAACCAUCUCUCCUCUGCUUGCCAACCUCUCCAGCUUGCAGUAUCUUAAUAUGAGUUAUAAUCAUUUUCAUGAUUUAACAAACAUUGAUUGGCUUGGUCUUUCUUCUUUAAGUUACCUUGUUCUGAGUGGCAAUCCCCUUGUUAAUCCCAGUGAUUGGUUGCAAAUAGUUAACAAACUCCCUCAUCUAGAAAGCUUGAUACUGUCCAGCUGCUUUUCUGGGGAUGUGAUUCCUCCGACUCUUUCGCCAAUCAAUUCUUCUUCAUCACUGUCUAGCCUCGUUCUCUCUAAUAAUAACCUUGUGAUUCGUUCAAUGCACCCAUGGUUGUCUAACAUCAGUCAAAAUAUUGUACAACUUGACCUCUCUUCCAACCUUUUACAAGGUCCAAUUUUAGCUGAAAUUGGGAAUAUGAUUUCUCUUGAAUUGCUUGAUCUCGCUAAUACUUCACUUGUGGGAGGUAUUCCAAGAUCCUUCGGAAACAUGUCUCGAUUGGCUGCUUUAGACCUAUCAAACAACAAUCUCGGCGUACCACUUUCUCACUUGAUUCAAAAUCUAUCUGGUUACGCGGAGAAAUCACUGGUGCUCUUAUGGGUAUCCGGAGCUCGAUUAACAGGUUUAUUGCCUGAUCUUACAAGAUUUUCAUCUUUAAGAGAUCUAGAACUUGGAAACAAUCUCUUGAAUGGGACCAUAGACAAGAGCAUCGGACGUCUAUCCAAGCUAGAAAUUUUGGAUCUUAGUUGGAAUUCAUUGAAUGGACUCAUAUCCGAAGAUCAUUUUUCAAAUCUAUCUAUCUUGAAAGAGUUGGAUUUAUCUGGUAAUUUUCUCAUUUGGAAUGUGAGUCUCAACUGGGUUCCUCCAUUUCAUCUAGGAAAAAUAAAUCUUCGAUCCAACAAUUUGGGACCUCAUUUCCCUAAAUGGCUCCGAAGUCAAAAAAAUUAUUCUUCACUGGAUAUCUCUGACUCUGGAAUUUCUGAUUCCAUUCCCUGGUGGUUCUGGGACUCCUAUUCUACUUAUGUCCAUUCAUAUUUAAAUAUUUCUCAUAACAAUUUCAGUGGGACAUUACCUCAUAUUUCAUUCAGCCGAACUUAUUUUUCCAAUUAUCUUGUUAUUGAUAUAAGUUCUAACCAUUUUAAUGGUCCAUUGCCUUUGCCUCUAUCUGUAGAUUCACCAUUCAUCUACCUUGACCUCUCAAGAAACCUAUUUUCUGGAAUAAUUCCUGAUCGUUUGAUUAGAGGGAAAGGUCUCGUGUUUUUAAAUUUGGCUAAUAACAAUUUGAUUGGGAAAAUUCCGGCCGCCAUAGGAUCACUUUCGGAACUUGAAACACUGAAUUUAGGAAACAAUGCCUUGUCUGGACCAUUACCUUUGGCUUUAAAGAAUUGCACUAAAUUGAGAUUCAUGGACCUGAGUGGUAAUGAAUUGUCCGGUAAUGUUCCCACUUGGAUUGGAGAAAGCCUAACCUCUUUGCAGUAUCUGAGCCUACGAUCCAAUCAGUUUUAUGGAAGCAUGCCCUCUCAAGUUUGUCAAUUAAAACAUGUUCAAAUCUUGGACCUCUCUGUAAAUAAUAUCACUGGAACCAUACCAUAUUGCCUCAAGAAUUUAAGUGCCAUGGCUCACAGGGAUUCAACUAAAUCAAUCCAUCAUGUAUAUAAUUAUAGGAAAACUUUUCGGCUGUUUUCUUAUAUUGACACAGCAUUAGUUCUUUGGAAGGGACAAAAUUACAAGAGUGACAAAAAUCUUGGACAGUUUAGGAUAAUUGACCUUUCAAGCAAUAAAAUAGGAGGAGAAAUUCCAAGGGAAAUAUCAAGCCUCUCACAGAUUAAGCAAUUGAACUUGUCCAAUAACAAGUUGCUUGGUUCAAUCCCUGAAGAGAUUGGUUGUUUGAAGGAAUUGGAAUCACUUGAUCUCUCUCAUAAUCAUCUGUCAGGCAGACUUCCUGCUAGCAUGGCUGAUUUAAAUUUUCUCAACACCUUGAACUUGUCAUAUAAUAGUUUGUCUGGGAGAAUUCCAUCGAGUACUCAGCUUCAGAGCUUCAAUGCUUCUUCAUUUUCUAAUAAUCUUGCACUCUGUGGGUUACCUCUUCCACAAAACUGCACAGAAGAUGGUAUUCCAGAUCCACAGCCCAACCAUAAUGGUCGAUACAAUCAAGAAGACGGAGAUGACUUCUGGAAAUGGUAUUAUACUGGCAUGGGUGUUGGAUUCGUUGUGGGCUUCUGGGGAGUAUCAAGCACUUUACUGUUAAAGCGUUCUUGUAGACAUGCCUUUUUCAAACUCUUGGACAAAUUUGGAGAUUGGGUUUAUGUGAAAAAAGCAUUCUGCAAGAGAAGAUUGCAACAGAAAUUUCAUGGCUAGGAUUCAUACCUUCUUCUGAAAUGGGUGCCAAGGUAACAUCCUUAAAAUUCUUUACUUUUUAAAUUUGACACGUUUGAGAAUAUUAACAAAUAAUUUGCAUUUUAUGAUUAACUAUCUUUCUGCGUUUUUUUUUUUCAUUUUCUUAUUUUCUUCCUCUCCACUGUUCUUUGAUAGUAGGACUUGCUCUUGCUUCACCAUAUUAGCUAGUUGCUCAUCAUUUUGAUUAUGUUUUGCUUCUCCAAGAAUGUGAAAUUUGAGUUUUUUUUUUUGUUUCAUGAA